CCAUAACUCUCCCUAGCCCCUCUCCCUCCUCUGUUUUUCUCUCAGUCUCUCUGUUUCUCUCUCAGCCUCUAUCUUUCUCUUUCCUAUUUAAUCCUUCCAGAAGGGCAGACACGCCUAAUUAACUCCCUAUAUAUCACUCUCCAAGCAGGCAAUUGAGUGAGACAUUUCCACAUUCUCUCAUUAUUCUUCAUUUUCAUCAUCAUGAUGGAGCAAAGACAGAUCUUUGUUCUUCAUGUGGUGAUGAUUUUCUUGUUGAUCUUGUUAGCAAGUCAUGGAUGCUAUAGUGUUAAAGCUGAGGAAAAAGGAGGAGGAGAAGAAGGUGAUAGGAUUUUGAAACUCCCUGGUCAGCCAACGGUGUCGUUUCAUCAGUUCUCUGGCUAUGUCACUGUUAACCAACUUGCUGGUAGAGCUCUCUUUUAUUGGCUCACUGAAGCUGCCCAAAAUCCUCUCACCAAACCCCUUGUCAUUUGGCUCAAUGGAGGUCCAGGUUGUUCAUCAGUGGCAUAUGGAGCAUCAGAAGAGAUUGGCCCAUUUAGAAUAAACAAAACAUCUUCUGGACUCUACAUCAACAAGUUCUCAUGGAACACGGUGGCCAACCUCUUGUUCUUGGAAUCUCCGGCCGGCGUCGGCUUCUCUUACACCAACCGCUCCUCCGACCUCCUCGACACCGGCGACCGCCGCACCGCCAAAGACUCUCUGGAAUUUGUAAUCAGAUGGCUAGAAAGAUUCCCACGUUAUAAGAACCGGGAGCUUUACAUCGCUGGAGAGAGCUAUGCAGGCCAUUAUGUCCCUCAAUUAGCAAAGGAAAUCAUGACCUAUAACACCAAAACCAAGCACCCCAUCAAUCUCAAGGGAAUAAUGGUUGGGAAUGCAGUGACAGACAACUAUUAUGAUAACUUGGGCACGGUGACGUACUGGUGGAGCCAUGCUAUGAUCUCUGAUCAAACAUACCACCAGCUGAUCAGCACUUGUGAUUUUCGUCACCAGAAGGAAUCAGAUGAAUGUGAGUCUCUGUAUAGCUAUGCCAUGGAUCAAGAGUUUGGAAACAUUGAUCAGUACAACAUCUAUGCACCUCCAUGUAACAAGUCAGAUGGCAGCUCCGCCGCUACUAGUAGCCGCACGAUUCGGUUGCCUCACCGUCCCCAUCUGGCUUUUAGGAAAUAUUCUGGUUAUGAUCCAUGUACGGAAAAGUAUGCAGAGAUUUACUACAACAGGCCAGAUGUUCAGAAAGCACUCCAUGCCAACAAAACUGGCAUUCCUUAUAAGUGGACUGCUUGCAGUGAGGUUUUGAACAGAAACUGGAAUGACACAGAUGUGUCUAUUCUUCCAAUUUAUAGAGAGUUGAUGGCUCAUGGCAUAAGAGUUUGGGUGUUCAGUGGGGAUGUAGAUUCAGUGGUGCCUGUUACAGCAACAAGAUAUGCCCUUGCACAGCUUAAAAUGACAACUAAAAUACCAUGGUACCCUUGGUAUGUCAAAAAGCAGGUUGGAGGGUGGACAGAGGUGUAUGAAGGGCUAACAUUUGCCACUGUGAGAGGAGCAGGCCAUGAAGUCCCACUAUUCAAGCCCAGAGCAGCUCUUCAGUUAUUCAAAUCGUUCCUUGAAGGGAAGCCUCUCCCAAAGUCCUAAAAAAGGGAAACAAGAAGAGGUUAAGAAAAAGGAGAGAAAAUGAAGAAAGAAGAAAAGAAAAAAAGAUAGCAAGUGGAAAAGCUCAUAGGUUCUAAUUUCUAUUUCAUUGUUAUUGUACUGGACAAAGAAUUUAUGCCAUUUUUAGUUGUCAAAAAAUUAACAAGAGGGGUUGGUGGAAAUAGCAAGGGUCAAUUCUAAAUUGUAACCAUGUUUUUUGUUCUGAUAUUUUUCAUUCGGUAUAAUUGAUAAAAUGAGCCUAAAUAAGUAGGAAAA
Lotus japonicus is the source of this 1899-nucleotide messenger RNA. RefSeq names its product serine carboxypeptidase-like 25. The record is from RefSeq and is a predicted model, not a curated record. Gene Ontology annotation, molecular function: serine-type carboxypeptidase activity. The transcript is spliced from 8 exons. Gene Ontology annotation, cellular component: vacuole. Gene Ontology annotation, biological process: proteolysis. Lineage: Eukaryota; Viridiplantae; Streptophyta; Magnoliopsida; Fabales; Fabaceae. Bases 202 to 1626 code for a protein of 474 amino acids.